Messenger RNA from Salvelinus fontinalis (brook trout), 8808 nucleotides. RefSeq names its product CUGBP Elav-like family member 4. Gene Ontology annotation, molecular function: mRNA binding. The record is from RefSeq and is a predicted model, not a curated record. The transcript has 14 exons. Gene Ontology annotation, biological process: mRNA splice site recognition; regulation of alternative mRNA splicing, via spliceosome. NCBI's taxonomy places the organism in Eukaryota, Metazoa, Chordata, Actinopteri, Salmoniformes, Salmonidae. Gene Ontology annotation, cellular component: nucleus; ribonucleoprotein complex; cytoplasm. Bases 459 to 2024 code for a protein of 521 amino acids.
CCUUGAGCUGGCCCCGUCCGUUUAAACCGAGAACACCCAUACCGACUUCUCAAUGCAAAAAUUAAAAGGGAACCUAGAAGCAGGGACUAGGGGAACGAAAGGGGGUGUAAAUAGAUUACGAAAGCUCUUGGUCUCUCUCUCUAUCCGCUCUCUCCUCUCUUUUAGUAAAUGAAUGAAUGAAUGAAUGAUUAAUUAGGACAUAAAUAGGCUACACGGAAUCCACCGGGACAAGGAGACCUGCUCCAAGCUUUUGAUAUUAAUUUUAGCCCAAUGAGACAUAUGUAUAUUUAUUCAUGUACAUAUUUGCAUUGGUAGGACUACAAGCAGGACCAGCAAGGCUUUUUAGAUUAUUAUUUUUUAAUCAAUAGGCUACUUCGUUCGGAAGCUUCUAUACAACGGCCACCAAGAUUGCGCUGCUGCUGCCGCCGCUGUUACCACAACUCAUUGCUGGUCCGAAGAUGGCAACUUUAACAAAUGGACAGGUGGACGGCACAAACGGGCUAGUGAACGGAUUAAGCCACAGCCACAGUCCAGCGGGCUGCGGGGGCACCAUCCCCAUGAAGGACCACGACGCCAUUAAACUGUUCAUCGGGCAAAUACCGCGCAACCUGGACGAGAAGGACCUCAGGCCGCUCUUCGAGGAGUUCGGCAAGAUCUACGAGCUCACGGUGCUCAAGGACCGCUUUACGGGCAUGCACAAAGGCUGUGCCUUCCUUACCUACUGUACCAGAGAGUCGGCCCUGAAAGCUCAGAAUGCCCUCCACGAGCAGAAGACCCUGCCAGGGAUGAACAGGCCUAUCCAGGUGAAGCCUGCGGACAGCGAGAGUCGAGGAGAAGACAGAAAACUCUUUGUGGGCAUGCUCAACAAGCAGCAGUCUGAAGACGAUGUGCGAUGUCUCUUCGAGUCCUUCGGCAGCAUUGAAGAGUGCACCAUCCUUAGAGGUCCUGAUGGAAACAGUAAAGGUUGUGCGUUUGUAAAGUACUCCUCUCACGCUGAAGCUCAGGCAGCUAUCAGUGCACUACACGGCAGCCAGACAAUGCCUGUGAGUUCAGUAUUCAAUAUGGGUGCAUCCUCAAGUCUGGUGGUGAAGUUUGCCGACACAGAUAAGGAGCGCACCAUCCGGCGCAUGCAGCAGAUGGCUGGUCAGAUGGGUAUUUUCAACCCCAUGGCCCUGCAGUUUGGGGCCUACGGGGCCUAUGCACAGGUGCAGCAGCAGCAGGCAGCGUUGAUGGCGUCAGUCGGGCAGGGGGGCUACCUCAGCCCCAUGGCAGCCUUUGCCGCUGCACAGAUGCAGCACAUGGCCACCAUCAACGGCCUCCCAGGGGGGCACAUGACCCCCACGUCAGGUGGCAGUACCCCCCCUGGUAUUGGCGCACCCACAGUGACCAGUAUCCCCUCGCCCAUCAGUGUGAAUGGUUUCGCUGGGAUGCCCCCCCAUCAGGCCAAUGGGCAGCCCACUGCCGAAGCUGUGUACACCAACGGGAUACACCCCUAUCCUGUGUUACAGGAGGUGGUUUUUAGAGAGGACUCUGAGAAAAACGGUUUGGCUCAGCGGAGUUGUUUUGGAGUUCAGGGUGGCUGCUUCCUCUCUUCUCUCUCUGAAGCAGCUCAGAGUCCCACUGCAGCAGAUCACCUACAGCAGGCUUACACAGGAGUCCAGCAGUAUGCAGCAGCCUACCCUGCUGCAUAUGGCCAGAUCAGCCAGGCCUUUCCCCAGCCUCCUCCCAUCAUCCCACAACAGCAGAGAGAAGGGCCGGAGGGCUGUAACCUGUUCAUCUACCACCUCCCUCAGGAGUUUGGGGAUGGCGAGCUGAUGCAGAUGUUCCUGCCUUUCGGUAAUGUCAUCUCCUCCAAAGUGUUUGUGGAUCGGGCGACAAACCAAAGUAAAUGCUUUGGAUUUGUGAGCUUCGACAACCCAGGUAGUGCCCAGGCUGCCAUCCAGUCAAUGAAUGGCUUUCAGAUCGGCAUGAAGAGACUCAAGGUGCAGCUCAAGAGGCCGAAGGACGCCAACCGCCCCUACUAGCCACUCCUAGCCACCCCUGCCCUGGGGGAUAAGGCAGAUGCUGCACACAGGGAAACACAGGUUUUUGUUGAGCUGGAACAUAUGUUGAUUACAUGAACAACGCCAUUGAACUGAAGGAUCACCGGGACACAGGUUUCUUUGAGGCUGGUAUGAAACUGGAUCAAAUACUGGGCUGAACAUUAAGAAAUAGAUGACCAAGUAACAGAAAAUUCUGUUGGAUGUACCUUUUGGACCUCAGAAAACUCCUGCAAGCCUGGGUAGCUCCAGGGCGCCGACUGUCUUUAUCGCCUCCCCUCCUCUCUCUCUCUACCUAACCACACCUGAACGACAGCUACCUUACAGGACCACAAGUGAGGUAUUAUUUAAAUUAAAUAAAAAACAGAACAGAGAUGGAGGAAACAUGGAUGAUAAGAGUUCCAAGAAUUAAACAAACUUUGAAAAAUACUUUAUGGGGGAAUGCCAUAGGAUAUCUCUAUGUAAAUGUGUUUGGGUAUGGGGAAACAACUUUUUAAAGAACAAUUUUACAGGACGAGAAACAACGAAAGAAUAUGUUUCUCGGAAGAAAGAGCUUUGUAGGGAAAGCGAUAUUUCAUCUUUAGCUUGGAGUGCCUGUCUGUUUCCAGGGGACACCGUUGGCAAGGAGAGCCAGAGCAACGGUCUCCAGGGAGUCUUACCUGUCAUUCCUUAGUUGUUUUAGGGACCAAAAGACCAAACGUUUUUAUUGCUGAGGACUUGCAGCUCUAUUAAUAUACUCAGACCACUGCAUCUCUUUUAAAUCGCUGUUAACCGAUUAAAGAGUUGCAUUUAAAAGGUGUACAGAGUGUAUACACACACACACACACACACACACUACAUGUGUACAUACAUAUAUAUUGCUGAUAUGCUUUUUGAAUACAGCCAAAACUAUUUCCGAUGACCGAUGGGGUCGCUCACUUCACUAGUUUACAAUUAACUAUUCAAAAUGUUAAUUUUUUCCCCCUUCUCAUUUUCUCUUGGGGGAUGACAUGGAGAGUGCAUGGGAAGGUUUGUUCCAUAUUGCAGCCUUACCUUUUCUAACAUGAAAUCCUAACCUCAUAGUUAAAACAACAUAAUGUUUUGAAAUAUAUGAACUUGUUUAUAUUUGCAGUACAUAUACACUACCAGUCAAAUGCUUGGACACCUACUCAUUAUAGGGUUUUUCUUUAUUCUUACUAUUUUCUACAUUGUAGAAUAACAGUGAAGACAUCAAAACUAUGAAAUAACACAUAUGGAAUCAAGUAGUAACCAAAAAAGUGUAAAACAAAUCAAAUAUAUGUUAAAUGUGAGAUUCUUCAAAGUAGCCACCCUUUGCCUUGAUGACAGCUUUGCACACUCUUGGCAUUCUCUCAACCAGCUUCAUGAGGUAGUCACCUGAAAUAAAUUUCAAUUAACUGGUGUGCUUUGUUAAAAGUUCAUUUGUGGAAUUUCAUUCCUUCUUAAUGCAUUUGAGCCAAUCAGUUGUGUUGUGACAAGGUAGGGGUGGUAUACAGAAGAUAGCCCUAUUUGGUAAAAGACCAAGUCCAUAUUAUGGCAAGAACAGCUCAAAUAAGCAAAGAGAAACGAAAGUCCAUCAUUACUUUAAGACAUGAAGGUCAGUCAAUCCAGGAAAUGUCAAGAACUUUGAAACUUUCUUCAAGUGCAGAAGCAAAAACCAUCACGCGCUAUGAUGAAACUGUCUCUCAUGAGGACAGCCACAGGAAAGUGAGGAUAAGUUCAUUAGAGUUAAUUGCACCUCAGAUUGCACCCCAAAAAAUGCUUCACAGAGUUCAAGUAACAGACACAUCUCAACAUCAGCUGUUCAGAGGAGAGUGCGUGAAUCAGACCUUCAUAGUCAAAUUGCUGCAAAGAAACCACUACUAAAGGACACCAAUUAGAAGAAGAGACUUGCUUGGGCCAAGAAACAUGAGCAAUGGACAUUAGACCGGUGGAAAUCUGUCCUUUGAUCUGAUUUUUGGUCCCAACCGCCAUGUCUUUGUGAGACACAGAGUAGUUGAACGGAUGAUCUCCGCAUGUGUAGUUCCCACCGUGAAGCAUGGAGGAGGUGUGAUGGUUUGGGGGUGCUUUGCUGGUGACACUGUCCGGAAUUUAUUUUGAAUUCAAGGCACACUUAACCAGCAUGGCUACAGCAUUCUGCAGCGAUAUGCCAUCCCAUCUGGUUUGCGCUUAGUGGGACUAUCAUUUGUUUUUCAACAGGACAAUGACCGAAAACACACCUCCAGGCUGUGUAAGGGCUAUUUGACCAAGAAGGAGAAUGGAGUGCUGCAUCAGAUGAUCUGGCCUCCACAAUCACCCGACCUCAACCCAAUUGAGUGAACAGUGAAAGAAAAUUAGACAAGUGCUCAGCAUAUGUGGGAACCCAUUCAAGACAGUUGGAAAAGCAUUCCUCAUGGAGCUCGUUGAGAGAAUUACAUUUACAUUUAAAAAAAAACAUUUUUAGUCAUUUAGCAGACGCUCUUAUCCAGAGCGACUUACAGUAGAGUGCAUACAUUUUAUUACAUUUUACAUACGGAGACAAGGAUAUCCCUACCGGCCAAACCCUCCCUAACCCGGACGACGCUAUGCCAAUUGUGCGUCGCCCCACGGACCUCCCGGUUGCGAGGUCAAGAGUGUGCAAAGCUGUCAUCAAGGAAAAGGGUGGCUACUUUGAAGAAUAUAAAAUCUAAAAUAUAUUUUGACACUUUUUAACACUUUUUUGGUUACUACAGGUGUGUCCAAACUUUUGACUGGUACUGUAUAUGUAUAACACACAUUAAAGCUAAUGUAUUCAUAUAUAUAUAUACACAUAUAUACAGUAUAUAUGGAUAAAGAUAUUAAUCAAAAUAAUAUAUGUAUUUAUAUGCACAUAUUUUAUGUAUGUGUGUCUGUAUAUAGAACGGCUAUUGACUAUGUUGAGCUGUCAUUUUUUUGUAGAUUUUAGCUGGAGUUUGAAACACUGCUCUGCUUAGGAAGAGGCGCAAAUCUGGCAGCUCCCAAAACUGCAGUCAUUCCUCUCUCUGAUAAACUAUAUAUGCUGAUACACACAUAUUCCUAAAUAUAUGUGUGAAGCACAGGAGGAUGGUGGCACCUUAAUUGGGGAGGAUGAGCUCGUGGUAAUGGCUGGAGCGGAAUCAGUGGAAUGGUAUCAAACACAUGGUUUCCAUGCCAUUUCAUUCCUCCGUUCCAACCAUUAUUAUGAGCUGUGCUCCCCUCAGCAGCCUCCACUUGAUGUGAAGAUUCACAUAUUUAGGUGAACAUACUAUUUGAAAAUGCAAAAAAGCCACUUCUCAGUAGCAGGCUCAAAGAGAAAUCAGGCUAAAUUAAUAUUAGAGGUAAAGGACAAACAUCUUCGACUCGAUUCCAAACCUAUCUUUUUAACUUCACAGUACACUACACAAACUUAACAUGUACAAACUAAGUGUGCUCUUUGAAACAUGAACCAAAAUAAAUGAAUACCAUGACCUUUUCGCUCUCUUAAUUGCAUUCAGUAAGUAAGUGCAUAUAGCGUAUGGGCUGUCACCACAGGUGUGCCUUGUCACCUGCAGAAUCUGCCAUCAAGCACUGUGCUCUCAAGCACUGUGCCCUAGGUUUCCAGAAAUCGCGGUUGGAGGACUCCUGGAAUAAGGAGGGAAUAAGCAGGACAUCCAGAAUCCUCCGAACAGGAUUUCUGGAAAACCAGGAAAUUUAGUGAACGUUCCAGGAAUUUUGCAACCCUACUCAUAACACUACUGUAAGCAGCCAACGCACUACGAUGAUGUCAAUACUGCAAGUCGCAUCAGUCAUGUCAUUUCACAUUUCCAUAGAGAGCUUUAGCAGUAAGGCAUGUCAAAGCUAACAAAUCGUUCAGAUGUUAAGACCAUCAAUGUCCUCUCAAACAUCCAUAAAGUACCAUGAACUACUUGGACUAGCAUUAAGUACUCGGACAAUCACAGACUAAUUGUGAUGUUUAUUUGUCAUUACACUUUCUAUCAAAGUGGGCAUUAUGUACUCUCCGCGAGAACACGUACUAACUAAAGGGAGUGCUUGGAAAUGCUGUGCAAGUAUAAGAAACCUUGAGGUUGUGUUCCAUUAGGUUUGGUCUAAAUUAAAUUGAUGAUAACAGAGGUUAAAAUGCCUGUCAUUGUGAAUUGUAUGGUUAUAACUUAUUGGUGAAGUUUCAUGAUGUUAAAACAAACUGCAGACCUAGAGAAGUGUUUUUUCUACUGUACACAAAGAAACCAGGAAGUGUUUUUUUAAUGUAAACAGCCAGCACCAAUUCAGCCAUUGUUGUAUGGAGCUCUGUAACUGUUUCUCGCCACACCAUUCCAGUGCCUGCGUCUAACCUUUCCUAAGACAAGGAUGUAGUGGUAAAUAAAAGGUGGGUAAACACUGAAUGCCGGUCGAGACUGCCAGGCAGAUCCCAACGCCAAUACUAACAGUGUUAAUUCAGCGCACUAGGUGCAUAACUGCUAAACAUCAUAUCAAAACUGUUUUUACCUGCAACUAGCCUCUACUACAUCCCUGCAACAAGGUCCAUCUCACCCUGUCCCCCCCCGAUGCAAACAGGCCUAAAACUCUCCUUGACACAUCCAUAUUUCUCUGGGUUUGUCAAGUCCAGUGUUUCCAAAACACCUCUCUUCAUUAUUUAUCAACGGUCAACCCUAUCUUGAGCUCUUGAGAUGUUCCCAUUGGCAUCAAUCAAUUUAUGAUUUACUUGAAAUUCAAAGUUUUAUGAGUAUCUCAAGUUAGGAUUUGAAUCCUAAGUCACUUCAAUACCAGCUUUUACUCAGCUCACUCUCUCCCUCCUUUCAUGUACACUUUCCCCUUGAAAUUCAUCCCUUACUCACCAUUUUGUUCUGUUUUGUCUUAUUUCCCUGCUUGCUCCCCUCUCUCUGCUUAGUUUCAACCGAAUUCCAAGACCUGAGAGUACUGGAUAGGUGUCAGCAAUAUCAUGGAAACUCCCUUUGCCUUUCAAGUAGGCUAUAGAGCUAUUAGUGCGUUUCUUAGACCUAUCCCAAUGUUUUCUAAUCGAGCGAAUGAAGGCAGAGGAAUGACUGGAAUUGAGCACCUCUUUCACAAGCUCUAACUUUCAGCUGCAACUGUUUACAUAUAAAUUGAGAGAACAGUGGUUAAAAAACAAUGAGAAACAAACAGAAGUUUGAAUAUAAAUAUCUAUAAAUAUAUACAUAAACCGAUGAAUAUACUGUAAAUGUUUUUGUUGCUCUGUUUUCCUCUGUACAUAGGUUUGCAUAUUUUAUAGGACUUUUACUUCUAUCUACAAGGACUGAAUAAAAAUUCAACUUUAAAUACUUUAAAAAGAUGAACGAAAACCUACAAGAAAUUAAACCAGGUUUUUAAAAAGAGUCCAUAGGCAUAUGGUACAACUGUAGGACCUGACCUAGGCAUUUAACCAGAAAAGUCAGGGAGAGCAUAGAACUCAAUUAGAGCAUUGACCUUUUUAUACAAGUAUUUUGGGGUGUCUUUAAUUUAUUUAUUUACGUAUUUAUUACUUCUGUUUACAAACGAUACGAUAUGCAUGAUUUCAUGGCAUUAUUUUUUUUAUGAGUUGGUAUGUGACCAAAUCGUUUUUUUAUAUUCACGUAUAGGCCUACAUUGUGGUACAUUGUUGACUACUGUUAUUGUCUACAGGAUCACGACUCCAACAAUAAACUGAGAAAUAGAGAUUAUGCUCAUAUUUGACAAUUGUUUUGUUAAGUAAUCUGAGGUUUUUCUGCUGUUCUUUUUCCAUUUGUGAUGCUGUUUUAUUCAAUAUCAGAGCUCUACUGUUCUACUUCAUCAUACCACACAUUACCCAAAUGUAUUUAAAUGUAUCUCAACUGGUCAAUCUUUCUAGAUGAUUAAUGCUUAUAAGUCCAUUCAAAUUGCGGUAUAUUUGUAAAUGUUCACAUUCAAAUUGAGAAUUCAGCUAAAUGUGGCAGCCUAUAGGUUGCAAUGACAAUAACAUGACAAUUUACUGUUUCAAAAUGUAAAUAAAUACAAUUAAACCUUUCCAGAAAAACAUCAAAACCUUGUUAGCUGUGAAUGUGUUGAACAAUUUGAAUGGACCUUUGCUGUUUUAUCAUUCCGUUUCAACACUGCUCUGUUGUCUAAGCUCUUGUAACACUUCAAAAUAUGGGAUAAACAUUAGGCUAUUACAUAGCCUAUAAGGACAAGUAGUAAACUAAGGUUGCUAAAAUUGGAUGUCUAUCCAUGACAGAGGAAUUGCCUCUCGUUGCUGCUUAUUUGAAACCGUAAUUAGCUGAUUAGUGCCAAUUAGUAAUUAUAAUACCUGGUAAAAUAAGGAUGGAAUAAAAAAUACAAUUAAAAUAAUUAUAAAUCCCACGUACAAUGUGUCCCUUAUUUUGAGGUGUUAGGAGUUCUGUAUUAAUCAUGUUAUAUAUUUUUUUAAUGUCUUAUAGAGCUCUGGUGUUGUGCAAGUGUUCAGUUCUAUCCAGGGUAAAACACCCAUCAAAAACUGCACUAUUUCAUCAAAUAUUGUUACCAAAUUUCUGAUCAUUUAUUCUACCUUCAAUGCUGUUAUUAAGUGUUUAUUCCUACAAGCUAGUGUUCUUAGGAGAAUAACAUUAACUUCUUCAAUGGAUUCAAAAGUAUUCUGAAGACAAUUUCAGCACAUGAAGGGGAUGGGGAAUUGAAUGUUACGUGUUGAGCUUUGCCAUGUCUGAUGAGGUAGGCUUCUCAUUGAUUAAUGCGCUUUAGGCUCCGGCCCUCUUCUCUGGUCCCUGGACUCUUUUGUAAUUUUAAUGAAUGAUGCGUCUCAGCUUAGCUCAAUAAUAAAGCACAGUCUAGAAUA